This is a messenger RNA of Metschnikowia bicuspidata var. bicuspidata NRRL YB-4993, 357 nucleotides long. RefSeq lists its product as uncharacterized. The transcript has a single exon. The record is from RefSeq and is a predicted model, not a curated record. NCBI's taxonomy places the organism in Eukaryota, Fungi, Ascomycota, Pichiomycetes, Serinales, Metschnikowiaceae. Bases 5 to 241 code for a protein of 78 amino acids.
AGAGAUGUACCUAGUGUCGAAAGUCGCUCCGCCUCCUUCCGUUAGUCACGGCCUGGACAGUCCUCUUGGCCCGUAUCUGUUCAUGUAUUGGACAAUAUCAUGCCAGGAACGUGCGUUCCGGGCUCAAACAAGGGCAUUUGAUCAAGCUUGUCUUUUCAUGAAAGCUGUUGUGAAGUAUGUUUUUCUUCAGACGGCUUGGUCAAACACUUCUGGAAAUAAGAGACACGGGCAUGAUCUUUAGUUGAUUCAUACGAACUGACAAAAGAACAAAAGAGUUAUACUUGAAUUGUGUAUGUGCGUCCAAGACAUUUUUUACCUGGCUUCAAGCCUCUGCUUUCUGGGGCACGUGGCUUGAAA